AUUAUGUGAGGGAAUUUUUAGCCAUUGUUUCUAUUUUAGGUUAUGUUAGGAUGACGUUUUAAUGCACUGAUUUUGUAAUCACUUGGAUUUAAAGUAUAACAAGUUUUAAAUUGCGAAAAAAAAUCCAAAUUUUUUGUAAACAUAGUUGCAACUUCUCCUCUCCGAACAUGGUUCAAUGCAAGUGUUUGACUCUGUUUGUAUUUCUACUACUGUUAUCCUGUCCUGUUGUCUCACUACCAGUUGUCAGUCCACCAAGUGAAAAAAUUAGAAAUGUUAGUUUUAAUUACAGUCGCAACGAAUAUCUAAGAUGGGAAGAACAAGCCGCCCACUUAUUAAAUUACUCAUAUUCCAAAAUCGAAAAGAAGAAUACUACCACAGAUUCAAGUGGCUCGUAUUAUAAUAUAACUGAAGAAUCCAACAAUGCUGAUGUUGAGUUUGUGGCACAAGGUGGACGUGGUCCCAGAUGGACUAUAGGUUCAGGAGUUUAUCUACAUAAAGAGGUAGAUUAUGGAGACUGCUCUGAUGAUGAUUGGUCUGAUUGGGGCCGUGGUGGCUGGGGUCGCCGUGGUGGUCGAGGUCGUGGUGGUUGGGGUCGUGGUGGUUGGGGUCGUGGUGGUUGGUCCGAUGAUUGGUCAGAUGAUUGGUCCGAUUGGUCAGAUAGUGAUUGGGAUGGCAGAAAGUUUUGGUUUUUGAAGGUUAGAGACAAUGACCAGUCUCUGGGAGAUAUUGCUUCUACUGCCAAUGAGGAACCAGUUAGCGAAUCAUUGGGAAAUAAGUCUAAUGAAGUAAUGGUUGGAAACAACACAAAACAAAAGUGAGAUCUGUGUUCUUGACAACUACAGAAAUCAUUACAGGUUUUUACACAUGGUUUGUUUUGACAAUUAUUGGACGUUUGAAGGCAGUUUUUUGUUCUUAUGGCGAUAUUCUCUUUAUAUAUGGAUGUACAAUAUUAUAUAUUUAACUAGUUUAGAAGUAAUCCAAUGUUUGUUCUCUGUGGCGGUGCUAUGCAUGGGUUGGCAAAUCGUCAGAUUCUAAAAUGAUCCGAUCUUAGUGGUUCACACUAUGUUAGUAAUAUCUGACUGCUUGUAUGUAUGUGUUUCCUUUGUAAAUGUUGUUUUUAUGUUCAAAUCUUGGACAUGUGUGAGUAUCCUGUGAGUUUAACACUGACUUGAGCAGUCUACAUAACGUUUUCUUGGCUGUUACCUUCAGCUCCGGGUGCAAUCCCACAUAUCAACAAUAAUGUC
Molecule: messenger RNA, 1244 nt
Organism: Spathaspora passalidarum NRRL Y-27907
Lineage: Eukaryota; Fungi; Ascomycota; Pichiomycetes; Serinales; Debaryomycetaceae
Exons: 1
Coding region: 168-818 (216 amino acids)
Source: RefSeq, a predicted model, not a curated record